Molecule: messenger RNA, 2283 nt
Organism: Nannizzia gypsea CBS 118893
Lineage: Eukaryota; Fungi; Ascomycota; Eurotiomycetes; Onygenales; Arthrodermataceae
Product: SCY1 protein kinase
Exons: 9
Coding region: 1-2283 (760 amino acids)
Biological process (GO): tRNA export from nucleus; protein phosphorylation
Cellular component (GO): cytoplasm
Molecular function (GO): protein kinase activity; ATP binding
Source: RefSeq, a predicted model, not a curated record
AUGGAUUUCCUAAAAUCCGCGGUGGCCUCCGCGAUUGCGAAGAGCAGCUCAUUCCCUUACACUAUCGGAGACAGGGUCGACAAUGGCGAUUCGAUCUGGAGCCUUCACAACGGCACGAAGAAGGAAGAUGGCUCUGCGUGUAGUAUCUUCACUUUCGAAAUCGCUCAGAAUAAAUCAUAUUUCCCCCUUGCAAAGAAUGCGCUGCGGAAGUUACGGACAUUAAGACAUCCGGGUGUGAUAAAAGUUCUGGAAACCAUCGAGACGGAAACACAAAUCUACAUCGUUGUAGAGCGAGUUAUCCCCUUAUCAUGGCCAGUUAAGAGGCGGAGUAUGUCAGAGGAAACGAUAAAAUGGGGACUAUACACUAUUGCCUCUACUCUUAAAUUUAUAAACGAAGACGCCUCGUCUGUCCAUGGUGCCAUUAGAGUAUCAUCUAUAUAUACUGGCGAGAGCGGGGAAUGGAAAUUAGCCGGCUUUGAUAUAUUAAGCUCGCUGAAGGAGGACUCCCCGGUGAUAUAUACAUAUGGCAGUAUACUGCCAGAGUCACGGCGGUACAAUCCUCCAGAAAUACUAAAAAGUGGAUGGGAUGUCAUCAAAAGCAACCCACUCUUUGCUGUAGAUGCAUACAAUUUCGGAGCAGGCCAGACUUCGAACAUUCCUCCCAGCAUGCGGCCGAGCUAUAAGAAACUAAUGAACACUAACCCAAAACUACGACUAAGCGUAGCGCAUUUUCUUGAUCAAGGGAAACGCUCAGGAGGGUUCUUCCAAACACCAUUAAUCCGUCUGUCUCAAGAUAUCGAAAGUUUAGGCCUUAAGAGUAACGAGGAAAGAGAACAAUUCAUUAAUGAACUUGAUGAACUUUCCGAUGACUACCCAGAAGAGUUCUUUAAAAUGAAGGUCUUGCCCGAACUCCUCAAAUCCGUUGAAUUUGGUGGAGGAGGCCCAAAAGUUCUCUCAACUAUUUUGAAAGUUGGAGCCAAACUUAGCGAUGAUGAAUACACCCAGAAGCUUACACCUGUCAUCGUUCGGUUAUUUGCAAAUCCAGACCGAGCCAUACGUGUGUGUUUACUCGACAAUCUUCAUCUCAUGAUCGACAGGCUUCCUCAGAGAACUGUGAAUGACAAGAUAUUCCCUCAAAUGGUCACGGGAUUCACAGAUCUUGCGCCGGUAGUUCGAGAACAGACGGUCAAAGCUGUUCUACCAAUUAUAGGGAAACUAUCUGAUCGCACUAUUAACGGCGAACUGGUUCGAUACCUUGCAAAAACUGCCAAUGAUGAACAGCCUGGGAUCCGUACAAAUACCACCAUAUGUCUAGGUAAAAUUGCUAAGAACUUGUCCGCAAGCUCCCGGCCAAAAAUCCUUGUUGCAGCCUUUUCUCGAUCGCUAAGGGAUCCCUUUGUCCAUGCACGAAAUGCUGGUCUUCUUGCUUUGGCGGCAACGUUUGACCUCUUUUCUGAAGAGGAUUGUGCCGUCAAAGUCCUACCCGUAAUUACCCCAGCGCUCAUAGACAAGGAGAAGCUUGUUCGUGACCAGGCAAAUAAAUGUGUAGACAUAUACUUGCAACGGAUUCGUAAAUUUUCUUCAACCAUGGCAGAAACAGCGCUCCCACCCCAAGAACGAGCAGACUCGUCUGUAGCAGCGGCCAGACUACCUAGCCCAGGGAACACAGCAGCAUCCUGGGCCGGAUGGGCCAUCUCCUCAUUUGCGAGCAAAGCAGGAGAAACCAAAGGGGUUAUUGAACCAAUUCAACCAGCCCUGUCAAAGUCCAACGGGAGGCCAGUCGACAAUUCUCUACCACCGUCACGAGCCAGUACCGCAACUCCUACUCUUGCACAAAAUGUUGCACAGUUCUCACAGCCACCGACCGGUGCUGUUAGUCAAGGUGUUCCUGACUUGCUAGAAGACGAGGAGAGCAAUGCUUUUGACGAUUGGGGCGCCAUGGAUGAAGCCAUUGAUGAUGAACCUGACACGCAGGGCCAAGAACCUAUUGUCUUUGAAAAAGCAGCGUCUCCUAGUCCAGCCUUAUCUCCACGCCCUCAGGCGUUUGCGGAUGAUGGGGAGCCUGAUUUUGCAGGAUGGCUAGCCAGUCAAUCAAAGUCCAAGGCAAAGAAUCCAUUACCAAAGGGACUGAAGAAAUCCUCCACAUCAGGGAGCUCCAGCACCAUACAAACUAAACGGACAGAGGUCAAAUCUAAGGCCCCUAUCAAACCAGCAAAGAAAAUCGAUACAAAACCUAAAGAUGAGCCGCUAGAUGAUGACGGAUGGGGAGACGCUUGGGACUAG